Messenger RNA from Panicum hallii, 1794 nucleotides. RefSeq names its product strigolactone esterase D14. Lineage: Eukaryota; Viridiplantae; Streptophyta; Magnoliopsida; Poales; Poaceae. The coding region runs from base 382 to 1314 and encodes 310 amino acids. The record is from RefSeq and is a predicted model, not a curated record. The transcript is spliced from 2 exons.
GCCUCUCCUUUUUAGUGUCUGGUGUUUGCACUACAGUGCCUGCUGUGGCCUGGAUAACUGGGCAUCCAGACAAACAAAAGAAAGCUCUUCUCUUCUCUUCUCAUCUCCUCCCUGGCACAAACCAAAACUUGUCUCGUCAUCCACAUCUGCAAACUCCCUUCCCCCGCACCAAACCGACCGAGCAGAGGAGGGGGGGAGAGAGAUGGAGGAAUAAAGCAGAGAGGGAGAGCCGAGCCGGAGAUCAAAAGGAGUAAGGAAAGCCGAUAGCUUGUGUGUAGAGAGGGAGGGAAGAGGUGUGCGCAGCAUCCCCAUGGCCUCUGCUCCUGCUGCUAUAUAAGACCCGGAGGCUCCUCUGCUUCCCAAUCCCCCCAUCCUGGUCUCAUGCUUCGGUCCACGCACCCGCCCAGCCCCACCAGCGGCAGCGGCAGCUCGGCGGCGCCGGCGUCCAGCUCCGACGCAAAGAUGGUCGGUGGCGGCGGCGGCGGCGGCGCGGCGGGCAGCGGCGCGCCGAGCGGGGCCAAGCUGCUGCAGAUCCUCAACGUGCGGGUGGUGGGCAGCGGCGAGCGCGUGGUGGUGCUGUCCCACGGCUUCGGCACGGACCAGUCGGCGUGGAGCCGCGUGCUCCCCUACCUCACCCGCGACCACCGCGUGGUGCUCUACGACCUCGUCUGCGCCGGCAGCGUCAACCCGGAGCACUUCGACUUCCGCCGCUACGACACGCUCGACUCCUACGUCGACGACCUGCUCGCCAUCCUCGAGACGCUCCGCAUCCCGCGCUGCGCUUUCGUCGGCCACUCCGUCUCCGCCAUGAUAGGCAUCCUCGCCUCCAUCCGCCGCCCCGAGCUCUUCGCCAAGCUCAUCCUCAUCGGCGCGUCGCCCAGGUUCCUGAACGACAACGACUACCACGGCGGGUUCGAGCUGCCGGAGAUCCAGCAGGUGUUCGACGCCAUGGCGGCCAACUACUCGGCGUGGGCGACGGGGUACGCGCCGCUGGCGGUGGGCGCGGACGUUCCCGCGGCGGUGCAGGAGUUCAGCCGCACCCUCUUCAACAUGCGCCCGGACAUCUCCCUCCACGUCUGCCGCACGGUGUUCAACACCGACCUCCGCGGCGUGCUGGGCAUGGUGCGCGCCCCCUGCGUGGUGGUGCAGACCACCCGCGACGUUUCGGUCCCGGCCUCCGUCGCCGCCUACCUCAAGGCCCACCUCGGCGGCCGCACCACCGUCGAGUUCCUCCAGACCGAGGGCCACCUCCCGCACCUCAGCGCCCCCGGCCUCCUCGCCCAGGUGCUCCGCCGCGCGCUCGCCCGGUUCUAGCGACGCGCCGGCCGCGCGGCUGCUUGGCCUCACGGCGGCGAUCGGUAUUUUUACCGCCUCGAUUUUUACCCUCUGCCAAGAAUCAAAAAUGGCGCGACCCGCGCCGCUGCUGCUGCGUGUGCCAUGACUGUAGUAGAACUUGUUAUGGUGCCCGAAUUUUUUUUAAACUUUUUACUGGAGCAGUCGUACUGGUACUCCGCAUCUUGCCGCCUUCUCCUGCGCUGCCACUGGCCACUGCACCUGCACCGAAGGACAGAUAAGUGGGCCUCCUGGCGCCACGUGGCGGGCACUCGGGACGGUGCACGAGUUUGUUCCAGCUUCUUAAGCCUUGUCCCAUCUGCAAGAGUAGGCUGUAAUUUUUUUUUUCUUACUGCUGGUAGUUUACUGCUAUGAGAUUGGGAUCUCCUGACCUGAUUAAGCGGAUAAUGUCAUCGAUUGGUUGGAAUCAUCAUGUUACUUGCAUAACUGGGUUGUGGAUAA